Molecule: messenger RNA, 2086 nt
Organism: Podospora pseudopauciseta
Lineage: Eukaryota; Fungi; Ascomycota; Sordariomycetes; Sordariales; Podosporaceae
Product: histone acetyltransferase
Exons: 2
Coding region: 158-1342 (394 amino acids)
Biological process (GO): positive regulation of transcription by RNA polymerase II; chromatin remodeling
Cellular component (GO): histone acetyltransferase complex
Molecular function (GO): histone H3 acetyltransferase activity; protein binding
Source: RefSeq, a predicted model, not a curated record
GCAUCAUCGUCGGAGCCAUCGUCAAUCGGCAACGCGACAACUUCCAUCAAUCCCCGGCGCUUGCCAUCGAAAUGAAUGGCGCCAGAAGCUUGACAGCUUGAGCCGUCGCCCAUAUACAGCCCUCACUCGCUUUCAUCCCGGAAUCGCCGCGCGCAACAUGGCUAAGGACACGAAGCGCAAAGCGACCGAUGAGCCGACCUCUCCCACGGCGGCGAAGCGCGUCAAGGUCGACGAGUCAGUCGAGCCCGAGAAGAAGCCCCUCAAGGUUCCGGCAAUCCCCUUUCCGGAAAAGCCAGCCGUAAUCGAAGAGCGCAAUGGCGAGAUCGAGUUCCGAGUGGUCAACAACGACAACGAGCGCGAGAGUCUUAUUAUCCUUACCGGCCUGAAAUGUAUCUUCCAGAAGCAGCUCCCGAAAAUGCCCAAGGACUACAUUGCGCGCCUCGUGUACGACCGAACCCAUUUGUCGAUAGCCAUUGUGAAGAAGCCUUUGGAAGUGGUAGGAGGCAUCACGUACCGGCCGUUCAAGGGCCGCAAGUUUGCCGAAAUCGUAUUCUGCGCCAUCUCUUCGGAUCAACAAGUCAAAGGCUACGGCGCGCAUUUGAUGUCUCAUCUUAAAGAUUAUGUGAAGGCGACCUCGGAUGUGAUGCACUUCCUGACCUACGCUGAUAACUAUGCUAUUGGCUAUUUUAAGAAACAAGGGUUUACGAAGGAAAUCACGCUCGACAAGUCAAUAUGGAUGGGUUAUAUCAAGGACUAUGAAGGGGGUACCAUCAUGCAGUGCACCAUGCUGCCGCGCAUCCGGUACUUGGAGAUGGGUCGCAUGCUACUCAAGCAAAAAGAAUGUGUCCAGGCUAAGAUUCGGGCCUACUCAAAGUCGCACAUCAUUCACCAGCCACCAAAGCAAUGGCAGAAGAACGGCGUUGCCCCGAUAGACCCCUUGUCGAUAGAAGCCAUCCGCGCCAGCGGUUGGUCUCCCGACAUGGACGAACUUGCCCGCCAGCCCCGUCACGGUCCGAACUACAACCAGCUUUUGCAUCUCCUCAACGAUCUCCAGAACCACCAGUCUGCCUGGCCGUUUUUGAUGCCCGUCAAUAGAGAUGAGGUGGCAGAUUACUACGACGUGAUCAAGGAGCCGAUGGACCUCUCGACAAUGGAGACCAAGCUCGAGGCCGACCAGUACGCCACGCCGGAGGACUUCAUCAAGGACGCCAAGCUGGUGUUUGACAACUGCAGGAAAUACAACAACGAGACGACCCCGUAUGCCAAGUGCGCGAACAAGCUGGAGAAGUUCAUGUGGGCGCAGAUCCGUGCUAUCCCGGAGUGGUCACAUCUCGAGUCUUAGUUGGGCGCGAAGCCACAGAAGCAGCAAAAGCCAAAGCGUGGGAGGGGUCGCCCACCGACAAGGCUUAGUUCGAGGAACAGUACUGUUGCAGCUCGGGCAGCGUCGGCAUCGGCAUCUUCACAGCAGCAGCAGCAGCAGCAGCAGCAAGAGGGUCAGCAGCAACAGCCGGAGCAACAGCCGGAGCAACAGCCACCUCGAGAGAGCCGUCUGCCCAAAGAUGUCGACGGAGAUGUCACAAUGUACGAUGCAAGUCUGAAGGCGUUGGAGCUCAGUAAUGCGGAUGAGAAGCAAGGGGAGCAGCAGUCAACGGUGUAGGAUACCAAGCGUCGCUCUACGCGUCAACGGAAAGUUGCCAGGAGAUAGGCGUCUUGAGCAAAUCAGUGACCCAUUUAUCAGCAUUAUUUAAGGAGCUUGGGGGUUCAGGGUUGUGUUAUGUCUUUGGCGUUUUAUUUGCUGGGUGGUUGGGGCAGGAUAUCUAUUUCUUUUUUGUGCGGUUAUCAGGGUCAGGCUUUGGGCAGGUAUAGGGUGGCAAAUGUGUGUGUAUGUAUGUCUGGAGAAUUUUGUUUUGGUAAGGGCACAUGGUAUUGAGAUGCUAUGAAUUGUCUUUGUUUUGCGAGGUGUUAUCUGCUCUAGUUGUUUGUUUAUAGGAAACACAUCAAGAUAAAUAUGUACAGUGCAACACCCAAGCUGGGGGGGUUAUUUCUGUCCCGUCUCCCAACUGCGUGCCGGGAAGGAGAUGGACAA